AUGGAAAGGGAGUCAAAUAACGAUUUAGUUUAAGAAAAUAGCAAGCAUGAUGCAAUUUAUAGGGUAUCUUCAGAUAAUUUUAAUUUAACUGGUUUGAAUAAAAAUUAGCCAGUUCCUUAUACAGGAGGACUAGAAAAAAUGUCAAGCAAUAUGAUUAGUAAUAACAUAUAUCCAGAUUAAAGCUAUCUUUUGUUUAAGAGUAUGUUUGAUGAUCCAAGCAAUCCCCUUGCUAACUUAUUUAAAUCUUCGAUUGAAAAUUUUUAGUUUAGUAAUAAUAAUAAUAAUCUUAGCUAAGUUCCUUCUAGCUAAUAAGAUCUCUUAAGUUGUUUUGGUAAUAAUGCAAAUAAUGUAUCUUUGUUGGUGAAUCCAUAAUAUUUAGGAAGCUCUUUUCCUUCUGUUUCCAGCUUUCCUCAGGUUAAGACUAAUAAAUAGUCACCUUUAUAGGGUUUAAGUUUUGAAAUAAAAGACGUCAGUUCAAUUAAUUCAAACAACAAUCACAAUAAUAGCUCAUCAAAUAAUAACAAUAGUGCUCUACUAAGCAUGAAUCAAAGUAACAUCAACAAUAGCUUGUUAAAUAGCAAUGAUAACAGUAACAACAGCAACAAGAGUAUCCAAAAUGGAUUAAGCAGAGGUAUUAGCUCUAGCAAUAGCAAUUUUAACUGCAAUUUACAAGGCUUUAAUAAACCUCUUUUGAGUAAUGAAUAUCCUAUCUCAAGUUUUAUAAAUAAUGGGUUCAACCCAAAUCAAAGUAUUUUGAGUAAUGAUAUGGCAUAGAAUAAAGAGCCAUUUACCAAAAUUAGCUCAUCUUCCUCUUCUUCUCGCACCCACUCUACUAAAAGAGGUACCACUAUCAUAAUUUAAGCUUAAAACAUCAACUCUCCUGCAGUUGUUAACAAGCAGUCCUCAGACUCUAAUUAAUAAGAAAAUAUUUUAAAUUAAAACGAAAUAUUUGGCAUGUAAAAUUUGAACAAUGAUUAAGUGAAAUAGUCGAAUAUGUAUGAAUUUCUUUCUAAAUAAAUUGAUCAAAAAGUACCAUAAAAAGAAAGCUCUGCAAACAACAAAACUAAUAUAGAGAAAAUUCUCUUUAAUCAAAAUAAAGUAGAGGAAAUAAAAAAAGAAGAAUUAGAAGAGGAAUAAAAUAAUGUGUCGGCUUCAAAGGUAAAAAAAUCUGCAAGAAUUUCAAAAAAGUAAAAUUUAUCUGGUGAAGAAAAAAUACCUAAUAAGAAAAGAAAAGAUGAUCAUACACUUAAAUAAAGUGGAGAUCAUAACUUUUCUGAUGAAACCUAAGGAUUGAAUUGCGAGGAGAAUGCUAAAUCAGCUGUAAAGUUCUAGAUAAAGCAAGAGGAGGAAAAAAUAGAAAAGUCUAAAAUUAAAAAUGUUUAAAUUAAAGAAGAAGACUUCCAUGAAUAGGCAGUAUCGGAAGCCCUCUCUUCUGAAGUAAAGCCAUUGAAAAACAAAGAAAAAUAAUAAAAUACUGAAGGCCAAGAAAAAAAAUCAAGCAGUCGUCAAUCUUAACACAAAAAUGUUUAUAAAAACUUUGGAAAAGAAUUGCUACGUUUUGUUCGUUGCAAACAAUAAACUUGCAAAGAGCUAACCUAAGACGAAUACAGAUAUCUUUUGGAUUAGCUCACAGGAGGUUUGAAUGACAAAGAUACUAAGUAGACCCUACCAAUCUAAAAGAAAGAAAAGUUAUAACUUCUAUGGACUCUAAAGACUGAGCCAAAUACAGCAUCCCAUGCAUCUUAAAGCACCAACAGUAAAAAAUAAAAAAAUGAUCAUCACAAUAAGAACGAUGAAGAUAAAACUUAAGAAUAUUACUUUAUUACAGAAAAAGAAGACGAAAUACUUGAAUCUGAUAAUACAGAAUUAAAGACUAAGAAAUAUUUCAGAAAAAUAAGUUGGGAGUUCUUUAAUGAGUGGGCUUAUCAAUACGUAAUCAAUUCUCGUAAGCUAGACAAAAAAGAAAUUCAUUUAAAGUGUAUUCCUUCCUUUUUAUAUGGUAUUAUGUGUCCUAAAUCUCUAGAAGUAUUUAAACCUAUUAGAGAACACGAUAAAAUACCUCAAAAUAAUUAAAGCAAAUAAUCUAAUGUAAACUAGAAUUGA
Tetrahymena thermophila SB210 is the source of this 2103-nucleotide messenger RNA. RefSeq lists its product as hypothetical. Lineage: Eukaryota; Ciliophora; Oligohymenophorea; Hymenostomatida; Tetrahymenidae. The record is from RefSeq and is a predicted model, not a curated record. The transcript has a single exon.